Messenger RNA from Cercospora beticola, 938 nucleotides. RefSeq lists its product as uncharacterized. NCBI's taxonomy places the organism in Eukaryota, Fungi, Ascomycota, Dothideomycetes, Mycosphaerellales, Mycosphaerellaceae. The record is from RefSeq and is a predicted model, not a curated record.
GGACAUGAAGCUUCUCGAUAGCGUGCUCGAGCAAGCUCAUCAGCUUCGUGCUGGAAGAAAGGGCCUCGUGAAAGGGUCAGUCUACAUGCUACAAACCAAAUCCGCCAGAGUCAAUGCUCGACGAGAGAAGGCUCUAGCAGCAUGCCGUAUAGAUGAAGAAUGGCUCACUUUCAUCGCUGCGCAUGAGCGUGCUUGGACCAACGACCCCAGGGAGUUUUGGGAAGUUCCGAGGAAUGCACCCACAACGUACGAUGCUAGUGACCCAAUCGUUCGUCUGGCCGGCGCCUACACCAACGCCACUUCCACGGGACAUUAGUCCCGGAUAGUGAAGUGCAUGGCCGCAAUUUUGCUAUAUGAGAUCAAAAGACAACAAACAGACUUCGACAUGCGAGCCAUCGCGCAUUCGCUACACCGAUCUUGCCCGGCAGUGGACGAAGCACAAGCACUGAGUACCUUGGAGCGCAUGGAAGACGAGGGUAGCAGACUAUUCCACUUAGAGGUAGCCCUUGGACGAGGAGCCAUCUUCGUUAUCAGUUGUGCCGGAACGGAAAUAAUUGGAAAAAAAGACUUCCGCAAAACAGGGCCCGAAUUUGAGCAGGCAGUUGCGAAGUUCCGCGAAGCUGGAGCUACCCAGGCAGCCACUCGUUUCGCGGGUCUUCGUGAUGCUUUAGCGGGAUCGAUGUCGCCAGAACUAUGCCUCGGGGCCAGGAUAUCUGAUGAUCUACCGUCUAGGAUCUGUGUGGAGGGUACUGCGGCAGAUCUUGAUUGGGAUCCGAUCUUGUAUCGCACUGAUGAUAAUGAGUCCAGCCGCGCUUGGAGUGUUGAUUGGACUGCUUAAAGAAUUUCGAAUGCUCCUCCAAUUGUUGGUCAUGUUUAGAAUCCUGCGUAAAUAACGGUUACCAGACAUUACCUUGUGCCAGUACACAAUUGAUGGUCCC